CUCAAGAACGCACACACUCUGCACAUGCAUGGAGUGGAACUGAUCCGCAGGGCUGCACAGUAGUGAGGCAACAGUGUAUGAUCCAGGGGAGGGGGUUGGAGAGAGAGAGAGAGAGAGAGCACUGACUCUCCCUCUUGCAAACUUUAGGAGAGCAGCAGUGAGGGGAAGUUGCAUGAAGCGUGUGGUUCCAACUGAGGACUUUCCUAUCAGACCAUGGAGACCAAGAAGUGGAGGUAGAGGAAGAGGAGGAAGAAGAAGAAGAAGAGAAACAAAAUCCUACUGGCUGAACAGGAGAUCAGAGUUUCAUUGAGGGAUUACUGGACUCUUCAUUUAUGUGCACAUGUCAUGGUGAUCUCCUACAUGAGCGUCUCUCGUUGACAGGAGCUCCUCUGUGUCUUGGAUUUCUCUGGGAUCAAAGUUUGUUUUCCAAGAGGACAGCGUGAAUGAAGUGUGCGGAAGCAGGAAACAUGUCAAACGGACGUUUCAGUCACCUGUUGAAGGGAGUUUGGCUGCUGUGGCUGUGGCAAGUUGUGUUUGUGGCUGGAACUGGAGGUAAACUAUGGGAGGUGCCCACAACUUCCUUCACCUCUUCCUCAAACCACAGUGAGAGCAUGCAGUGGGAGCACGAGUGUCAGUACCGCCACCUACAGGACAGAGUGAAAAUUACAGCAGACAGCCCCCCGAGACUUGAUGGCACAUGGGUGUCAACAAGGUGUGAAGUUCGCCCUGGUCCAGAGUUCCUGACCCGCUCCUACACCUUCCAACCCAGCCGUCACUUCCAAGCGCUGCAGCAUUACUACACAGACAGCAGCUGUGCAGAUCCCGCAUACUCCCUGAUGAUCAGGGGAAGGCUGCGCCUGCGUCAGGCCUCCUGGAUCACACGAGGGGCCACAGAAGCAGAACAUCAUAUCAGUAAGGUGGGCAUUGUGGUCCACAGCCCGGCAGCAAAGCAGAGGCUGGCCUCAAGGCUGCCUCAGGCCUGCGUGGGUCCGACCCUGAGUCGAGUGUUGCCGGGGAAGCUGUUUGAAAUGUACAACACCCGGGCAGGGAGGGGAUGCCUGGCAGCCCUGGGUUUCUCUAUGUUGGAGAUGGAACUGAUUCGGGUGGAGACGCAGCACCACAGCCAUGGAGGAAAAGUCCAGGAGCUAUUUUUAGGGGACAUUCACACUGACUGGACUCAGAGGACUCUUUACAGACCUACAGGGUACCAACAGCCACUGCAGAACGCCAUGCAUCACAUCCACCCCUGCCCUGUAUGUGCCCUGGUGUACCGCUCCUCGGAGCAGCGCCCCCCGGGAUUGCCCCGUAGCCCUGCAGCUCAACUGUCUUUGUCGGGCCGCUGGGUCAGCCAGGGCUGUGAAACUCGUCCUAAUAUCCUCUUCCUCACCCGGGACUUUACCUUUAAUCCUGACCAGCAUGCAUGGGAAGGCGUCUACCGUCACUUCUCUGACCCCGCCUGCACUAAGCCCACAUUCACACUGAGGGCCUCGGGCCACUACGCUCAGGGAAACCCCUCAGUGAAGAUCUCAGGGGCCACCGAGUUUGUCUUCAAGGUCACCCAGGUCUUAGUCACAGCUGAAGAGGAGUCCACAGCAAAGUUGUUGAACGGGACAAGGCCGGGAAAGUGUGGUCCAGUGGGAGGCUGGGAGGUUGGGGUGGAGCAGGACCUGACCCCAACAGCUGGAUGCAACCUGCUGGGCAUCAAGCUGCCACACAAAGAGUAUGAGCUCUUCAAGACUGAGCUGGACCACAGGAAACACCCGCUGCUUUUCAUCGGAGAGAGACCGACCGAUGGGUCAAGUCCAGACCGACCACAGAGGAGACCCACGUCCUUUCAGGCUCCCAUGGUGGUUUGUGGUGGUGAGGAGACCCAUCCCUCACAUCGUUAUGGCUUUAACAGCAAGCAAGUUCAGUCAGCAGCCAGUGGGACAGGCAGACUGGCACAGCUGGUGUUAUUGGUGCUGGGAUGUGUGCUGUUCAGCUGGUUGUGUUGUUUUUAGAGACUUUGCUCCAGAAUCAAAUCUGUUACACAGCUGAAGUCAUUGAUGGACAUUCAUUUCUGGCAGCUGUCUUUCACUUUUCUUCCAUAUGAUGAUGAACACAUGCGUGAUAGUCAGAAAAAAAUCAUGAGACACCCAGGAGGGCUGGAUAAUGUUUGGAAAUCUGGCUCUCAGAUGCUGCCUGUAACAUCACUUUAAUGACUCUUAACUUCAACUGCAUUUCUACCUAAAACUAAUCUGUAUAUAAUCCAACGAUUCAUAAAAGUGCCGUCACUUCAGCAUGUAAAAUAUAUAUUAUUGUAAACCCUGUUUCUUUUGUAUAAUGAUCAGAUGUUCUCAUUUAUCAGAUUUAUUUGUUUUUAAUACUCUUGGGUUCGUCUUGCUUCUUCAUCAAAACUGAAAGCUGCGGACUUUCCAGCAAACAUCACUCAAGACUUUAUUUUUAACCAAGAUGCAGUAUAACUAAUGCACUUUGUACAGAACAAUGUCUCCUAACAAACUGGAAAGAAAGAUGGAAAGUACAAACAUUUGUAUUAAGCCUUCUAAUAGCUGUCAUCUUCUUUGGUCGGAUGCCACUGUAGUGAAGUGUUGCCUUGUCUCUAUUGUCUUUCAAAGCUUGUGCAGUUUUAUGAUUUUCUUUCAGCAGUAAAUCCUACAAUUCAGGCGAGUGCUGCACAGGGCAAAAAAAAAAAUAGAAAAAUGAUGUGAAGGAAUCAGGUGCUUUUCAAGGAUAAGGGACAGAGGUCAAGUUGCAAGUGAAUAAAAAAUGACUGACCAGGUUAUUUGGUUUAUUCAAAUUAAUUUCAUGGUGUAAAAAAAAGUCUGUAGCACUCUGAUACAGUAUAAAAAUAAUUUUAGGGAUGUGUCUACACGUUAAACUCAACUAAGUCUUCACCAGGACAUAAUGGACAAUUAAAAAACAGGAAGCAGCCAUCUUAAAGAAAGGACAUAAGUCAAUCAUCCCUUCAUGUAGUAUACAGAUGUCAUAAUAUAGCAGAAACAAAUCCUGCAAGUAUACACAGGAGGAUAUAUCAAAUAAAGUGUGUGUAAUCAAAUAAAUACAUGUCUAUAUCACAUAAUUGAUAAAUUUUACCUCAAGGCCAGCAGACGACAUAGCAUGACAUCAUAAAAAUAAAGUAUAUAGUAUAAACAAGAUAUAAAAGCAGCCAUGUCUAAAGUGCCUCAGAUUUUCAGUUCGCACUGCAGACUUUUUUCACCAUGAACUUUUUUUUGCAAAUAACCUGAACAGACAUUUGUUAUUUAUUUGCAAAUCAUAAGAAUAUUUAUUAUAACAAUUUAUACUUAACUUUUUGAUAAAAGGAAUAUUUUUGAUCCAAUGUUUCAGUUACUUUUGCCAUUUAAACAGUGAUUUUUUUUCUAUGAUUAUUAAAAAUGGCUUUUCAUAA
Labrus mixtus (cuckoo wrasse) is the source of this 3406-nucleotide messenger RNA. It is a transcript of the gene apcdd1l, whose product is annotated as adenomatosis polyposis coli down-regulated 1-like. Gene Ontology annotation, molecular function: Wnt-protein binding. Gene Ontology annotation, biological process: negative regulation of Wnt signaling pathway. Gene Ontology annotation, cellular component: plasma membrane. The coding region runs from base 444 to 2000 and encodes 518 amino acids. The transcript has 4 exons. The record is from RefSeq and is a predicted model, not a curated record. NCBI's taxonomy places the organism in Eukaryota, Metazoa, Chordata, Actinopteri, Labriformes, Labridae.